This is a messenger RNA of Emiliania huxleyi CCMP1516, 459 nucleotides long. RefSeq lists its product as hypothetical. The coding region runs from base 1 to 459 and encodes 152 amino acids. NCBI's taxonomy places the organism in Eukaryota, Haptophyta, Isochrysidales, Noelaerhabdaceae. The transcript has 3 exons. The record is from RefSeq and is a predicted model, not a curated record.
AUGGCGGACCUGAAGAGCAACACCGCGUCGGCGGGCUCGGGCACGGAGAAGUGGGGCGAGACCUUUGGCUGCUUCGAGGACUGUGGUGGCUGCAUGUACGUGUCCUGCUGCCCGCUUUGCGCCCGCUGCACGAUCGGCGAGAUGAUCGGCCCAGACGUAACGGUCGGAAAGAAUAUGGAGCCAGCGAACGAGUUCGCCAACUGCCAGAGCUGCUGCUUCAAUUCGUGCACCUUCAGCCUCAUCGGGGCUUUGAUCGGGCUACUCCCCCCGCCAGAUAUCAACAUCAUGAAGGCCGCGGCGGUCAAGCUCAACAAGGACUCGGCAUCGCCCGGGCCGUGCUGCGAAUGCUGCCAGGUGUGGUGCCUCGGCUCCUGCACCACGUGCCUCAUGUACCGCGAGCUCAAGACGGCGAACAACAAAGCCAAAGGCGCGCCAGAGGCGACCGAGAUGGAGCGUUGA